UUUUACGUCCAUGCACCAUCAACUGUUAUAAUCAACGGCCUCAAAAGUCCGGAAUUGCUCCCCCUAAGACUAUCUUUUUUUGUCUCCUCCACAUCGCAUAGAAGAAUUCGGAAGGGACUGGCAAGGAAGAAAUGGACAUUUCCAACCCGAGGAGGAUCCUGGCAGCCAGCCUGGAAGGUUCAGAGUCGCAUCUGAGCCGUGUUAUCAAAGAUCUCACGGGCACAUCUCCAGAAUCCCCCUCAGCCUCACUAGCAGGUAUCACACACGAACUUGAGCUCAAAACAUCAUAUUACACAGCUUCCAUCCCAAUCUGGCUGGAUGUCAUUGCCUCACCUUCAGAAUGGGCCUCGUCGUUUCUAUCCGAAGAGGCCCGCGAGGUCCUUGCCGUUUUAGGCGGCCUCGUCCUCGUUUUUGCGAUACCGAAUGAGAAGCCUGCUGCUUUGACCGCAGAUGACCAACCUCCCAGUCUGAUUCGACAUGUGGGCAGUGUCGUUCAGAAAGGUCUUGGUGGGUGGGAAUGGGAUGGAGUUCGGCUCGCUAUUGGCAUUGGCGAGGGCGAAGCCGAUGAGUGGGAUGAGCUGUGUGCGGAAGCUGGACUAGAGUUUGUGCAGCUGAAAAGCGGUCAGAUGGAUAAGAACGAAUUUGGAGGUAUCCCCCGUGUCAAGGAAGCUCUGGAGUCAAACGAUUGGGAGCAGGUAGAUGGCGGUGAUCCGCUAUCUAACUUUGACGAGGCGUAUUCCGACAAGUCUGACGGUGCAGAGGAUUUCGACCCAGAGAGCUUGGACUUUGGCGUCGACCGUUCUGAUUUCGAAGGCCUGCGUAUGGCGAUAUGGGAGACGAGUCAUCGCGAAACAGGUGAUUCCGAAAAUGCCGACCCAGCUAAAGCUACGCCGGAUCAACCAAAAGCUCCGGAUGCAGCGGGAGGCUCUGCCGCCGAUACCAAGGAGGAAGACCGUGAACUUGGCGACGAGGACAUUGCCAAAGUAGAAAAGAUGAUGAGAAAGCUUCAAGCAGCUAGGGAAAUGGGGGAGGGCAUGGGUGAGGCACAAAGAAAGCGACUGGCGGCUAGGGCGGUGGAGGAGGUGAUGCGAGAGCUUUGAAAGCCACGAGCUGAUGCAUUUUUCUUCUUCUUUUUCUAGACUUACAGGCUAAUAAAUGUCUCAGUUGCCGGAGAUCCGUUACCUCAUGUUGAUUUUUCAUGCUGAAUUGGCGGUAGAGUCUCAUGGCAUAAUGUGCACCAGCAUGCGGGGAAUUCUGUGGUAUGGACUCUAUUUACUUGACCUGUUAGGCCUUCCAUGGAUCCUCGUGCUGUGUAGUUUUUAUACACUACUGGCAUAUCUCGCCAAGUUCAAGACACCUUACAGUCUUUGCGGAAUUUAGUAAUACAGCUUACUACAUCAAAUAAGUUGGAGUGUAAAUAUUGCCACGAUGGCCGUGGCUAGCUGCAAGGGGCUGCCAUCAAGCAUCAUGCCAAAGCGUGACAAGUGAGACAUGCGCA
This is a messenger RNA of Trichoderma asperellum CBS 433.97, 1498 nucleotides long. Lineage: Eukaryota; Fungi; Ascomycota; Sordariomycetes; Hypocreales; Hypocreaceae. The record is from RefSeq and is a predicted model, not a curated record.